Molecule: messenger RNA, 5315 nt
Organism: Mustela lutreola (European mink)
Lineage: Eukaryota; Metazoa; Chordata; Mammalia; Carnivora; Mustelidae
Gene: FRMD4B
Product: FERM domain containing 4B
Exons: 23
Coding region: 294-3395 (1033 amino acids)
Biological process (GO): establishment of epithelial cell polarity
Cellular component (GO): adherens junction; cytoskeleton; bicellular tight junction
Source: RefSeq, a predicted model, not a curated record
GAGGGCUCGCCUGGCGGAGCUUAGCGCAGCUCGCUCGGCGCUGCCAGCCGGCGGAGCGGGUGGGGGCGGACACUGGGCUUCUGUGUGCCAGCCGCAGCCGUUGGCUGGCGGACGCCCAAUCCCGGGGCAUGCCGCGGGAGGCUGGCCUGGACGCACGGUGAAAGACGAGUUUGGUGGCAGGCUUGACCCCCCGGGCUGCCCGCAGAAGCCGGCGGUCGGGCCGCGGCGGCGGGGCUGGGCUGGGCUGCAGCGGUGGGAGCCGGGCCCCCCGGGGUCCCAGGGAAGGGGGCGGCAUGGCUUCGGUAUUCAUGUGCGGCGUGGAGGACCUGCUGUUCAGCGGCAGCCGCUUCGUGUGGAACUUGACCGUGUCCACGCUGCGGAGAUGGUACACGGAGAGGCUGCGGGCUUGCCACCAGGUGCUGCGGACGUGGUGCGGGCUGCGGGACGUGUACCAGAUGACAGAAGGCAGGCACUGCCAGGUGCACCUCCUGGAUGACCGGAGACUGGAGCUGCUGGUUCAGCCCAAACUUUUAUCAAGAGAAUUGUUGGACCUCGUGGCUUCACAUUUCAACCUGAAAGAAAAGGAGUACUUUGGAAUAACAUUUACAGAUGACACAGGUCAGCAGAACUGGCUACAGUUAGAUCACCGAGUUCUUGACCAUGAUCUGCCAAAGAAGCCAGGCGCUACCGUUUUGCAUUUCGCUGUGAGGUUUUACAUUGAAAGCAUAUCGUUUUUAAAGGAUAAAACCACCGUGGAGCUGUUUUUCCUGAACGCCAAGUCCUGUGUGCACAAGGGGCAAAUCGAAGCGGACAGUGAAACCAUCUUCAAGUUAGCCGCGCUUGUGUUACAGGAAGCCAAAGGGGAUUAUGCCAGUGAUGAAAAUGCCAGGAAAGAUUUAAAGACCCUACCAGCCUUUCCCACCAAAACUCUUCAGGAGCACCCAUCCCUUGCUUACUGUGAGGACAGGGUAAUUGAGCAUUAUUUGAAAAUCAAAGGUCUGACUCGGGGUCAAGCUGUGGUCCAGUAUAUGAAAAUAGUAGAAGCUCUACCCACUUAUGGAGUCCAUUAUUAUGCAGUAAAGGAUAAACAAGGACUUCCUUGGUGGCUUGGAAUCAGCUAUAAAGGAAUUGGCCAGUAUGAUCUGCAAGAUAAAGUGAAACCUCGGAAAUUAUUCCAAUGGAAACAGCUGGAGAACUUAUAUUUCCGUGAGAAGAAAUUCGCCGUUGAAGUUCACGAUCCACGGAGGAUUUCUGUGUCAAGAAGAACCUUUGGGCAAAGUGGCCUCUUUGUGCAAACGUGGUAUGCAAAUCCUUCCCUCAUCAAGUCCAUCUGGGUAAUGGCGAUUAGUCAGCAUCAGUUUUACUUGGACCGGAAGCAAAGCAAAGCAAAAAUUCCUUCAGCCAGGAGUUUAGACGAUAUCGCAAUGGAUUUGACUGAGACAGGAACACCGAGGGUCUCCAAAAUGGUGACGCUGGAGGCAAAAAGUCAGUUCAUCAUGGCGAGCAAUGGCAGUUUAAUCUCCUCAGGUUCUCAAGACUCAGAAGUUAGCGAGGAGCAAAAGAGAGAGAAAAUCCUGGAGCUCAAGAAGAAGGAAAAGCUCUUGCAGGAAAAGCUCCUGAAAAAAGUCGAGGAGCUUAAGAAGAUCUGUUUGCGGGAGGCUGAGCUCACCGGCAAAAUGCCAAAGGAAUAUCCGCUGAACAUAGGUGAGAAACCGCCUCAGGUCAGAAGGCGUGUAGGCACUGCGUUCAAACUGGAUGGCAGCCUGCUGCCGAGUGAAGAGGAUCCUGCUUUGCAAGACCUGGAGAGCAAUUUCCUAAUACAGCAAAAGCUAGUCGAAGCUGCGAAGAAACUUGCCAACGAGCCAGACCUUUGUAAAACCGUGAAGAAAAAACGAAAGCAAGAUUACACGGAGGCAGUGAAAAAGCUUCAGGAGAUUGAAAACGCGAUAAAUGAAUAUCGAAUCAGAUGUGGAAAGAAGCCCAGCCAGAAAGCCACAGUUAUUUUACCAGAAGACAUAAUCCCAUCGGAGAGCAGCUCCUUGUCUGACACUACCACCUAUGAUGAUUCCAAUGACACCUUCACUCUCGCUGGGCAGCGACCAAGUUCAGUACCUCAUUCUCCAAGAAUUCUUCCCCCCAAGUCUCUCGGUAUUGAGCGAAUCCAUUUCAGAAAGUCAUCCGUCAAUGAACAGUUUGCGGAGACCAGGCAGUCCAGGGAAAUGCUGUCGACCCACAGCAGCCCUUACAAAACCCUGGAGCGGCGGCCCCCCGGCGGACGGAGCAUGCCCACCACUCCCGUUCUGACCCGAAAUGCCUACAGCAGCAGCCACUUGGAACCCGAAUCUUCAGCCCAGCACUGCCGCCAGCGCAGCGGAAGCCUCGAGUCUCAGUCCCACCUGCUGUCUGAGAUGGACAGCGAUAAGCCAUUUUUCUCCCUCUCCAAAUCCCAAAGAAGCAGUAGUACGGAAAUCCUGGACGACGGGUCCUCCUACACCAGCCAGUCAAGCACGGAGUAUUACUGCGUGACGCCCGUCGCCGGCCCCUAUUACACUACCCAGACUCUGGACACUCGUGCCAGGGGCCGGAGAAGGUCCAAGAAACAGAAUGUUUCGACUUCAAAUUCAGGAAGCAUGCCCAACCUAGCACAAAAGGAUAGUUUGAGGAAUGGCGUCUACACAAAGAGCCAGGAGCAACCUUCUUCUAGUUACUAUAUUGCUGGGUACACACCCUAUGCAGAGUGUGAUCUUUAUUACAGCGGCGGCUACGUCUAUGAGAACGACACGGAGGGACAGUACAGCGUCAAUCCUUCCUACCGUUCGUCAGCCAACUAUGGAUACGAGCGCCAGCGGGACUACAGCAGAUCCUUUCAUGAGGAUGAGGUCGACCAUGUGCCCCAUAACCCAUAUGCAACUCUCCGGCUGCCUAGGAAGGCUGCUGCCAAGUCGGAGCACAUCACCAAAAACAUCCACAAGGCCUUAGUUGCAGAGCACCUGCGUGGCUGGUACCAGCGGGCCUCUGGACAAAAGGACCAGGGGCACAGCCCACAGACUAGCUUUGACUCAGACAGGGGAUCGCAGAGGUGCUUGGGGUUUGCAGGGCUGCAAGUACCCUGUUCUCCCAGCAGCCGAACAUCCUCCUACUCUUCCGUAUCUUCUACAAAUGCUUCUGGGAACUGGAGGACCCAGAUAGCAGUAGGGCUAUCCGACUACGACUACGAGACCCCGGCACAUUCUUCCUACACCAGCUGCUAUGGCAACAUCUAUAAUCCUUUGCCCUCUCCAGGCAGACAGUACCCAGAGAUCAGCACAGAGGGAAGCCGGUCAGAGGACAGCCUGGAGAGCAGGGAGCAGAGGCUGUUCUGGCAUGAAGAUUCGAAGCCUGGAACGUUAGUCUGAACUGCCGUCGGACCUCUUGGCCAAGCGCUGCGUCCUCACACUAGUGUGCCUUGCAAAAUGUGUUGUCUUCCUAGAAAGCUGUUCGGCUCUAGAAAGCUAAAGGCAUCCAAGGUCCAAGAGAGGACUUACUGGCCCUGGAAGGGAGUCCCCCACGGAGGCUGAGCCUGCCUGUGCUGGGUCCCUGAACGACUUGCCUUCCCCCCUUCGGGGCACUCACCCAACAGAGCCAGGUGGAACUGUGGCCAAGGGAGGACUCAGCCUCGAUCGGUAGCAAGCACUUUUUAAGGGAAUAAAAGUUGUUGAAGGCAAACCGCAAAACUGUGACCAGUGCGUUCAGGGUCUCCAGUAGGAAGGAAGGACGGGAAAUUGCAGAGCACAAUUCAGAAUGAUGAGAAAAGGGAAAGCAGAAGCUCCUUAGUCAUUACUCACCUUCAGAAAGUUUGGGUUUGUGAGCCGGCGAGGAGUCACUUGCUCUCUCUACCCGCAUCUGAACCAUUUAGACAGUAUUGGAAAAUUACUUGAAGAGAAGCUGGAUUCUCAUGAAGUUUGGAAUGAGUUGUAAAUGUUUCUAGGAUAUUAUAAAGAGUGAUGGUUUUCAUAAGCCCCGUAAAAUGGGUUCUGGAGAGACUUAUUGCUGUAGCAUCCUGUAAUAUAACUUUAUGGUAGCAGAUUGGGAAAAACAAAGCAGCCCACUGAAUAAUUGACAAACUCUGCUUGGAGAAUAUUCUAAGGUACAGUAUUAUUGGGUCCCUUUUUUCUUUCUGUACAGUGGCCUGAUGGGUUAUAUUAUUCAGGCUGGUGACUCUCCCAUUUGGCUGCCAUUGGAAAUGGCAGACCUGUUAUGGAAAGUUUUUCUAAUCCAGAGUUUGAAAAAGUACUUUAAGGUAAUACAGAAAGAACCCAAAACAAAAUGAAAUGAAAAAAAAAAAGAAAAAAGCCACAGCAUUGUUGAUGAAUUGCGUGCCUUAAAAUGGUGAACAUUAGAAAAGUAAGUGUAUUGUCCAGAUUCCGCAGGCGGGGGUGGGGGGGGGGGUUCUAAGUCACCAAAUGACAAAAACAAGAUUAGUCAUUAAAAAAAACAAAAACAGAAAAAAACUCCAAGCUGCAGUAGAUUUAAUUAUGAGGCUAAAACUACCUCAUACUUUAUUCCGAAGAACUAAUUAGCUAUGGUUUAUUGUAGUGUGUUUUUUACAAAAACAAAAGACAAAACAAAACAAAAAACAAAUAUUUCCGUAUUCUAGAUUGCUCUUUUUUGUCAUCUUCACUCUGCUUCAAUAUUCCAUAAAAGGUGCUCCCUUCCCCCCUUUUAUACAGGUUUCAUGUUCAUAUUGUGAAUAGAGAAGUUUCUGAACAACUUUUUUGGAACAUUUUCUAUCUAUAUUCCAAAGCAUGUAAUAUAUACAUAAAGAUGAUUUGUUAAACUGGUCCUUAGUCAUUUGUAUCAUUAAAUAUGAAGUUUGGGGGAAAAAUUUGGAACAAACAAGAAGACAUGCAAAAAAACCAAGUUAUUCCUUUUUGCAUAUUUGUAUAGCCUUCUAGAAACAGAAAUACCCUUUUCCAUAUUCUUUUACUGUUCUGACUUUUUAAGACCUAUUAUUUUUUUUACAUAGGUCAAUAAAAACUGAAGGUGUGCUACUGAAAAUGUUUACGUCUUCUUCCAUUACAUUCAGGGUUCAAAGCAGUUUAAAGUGCUCUACGUCAAGUAAUCAUGUUGGACAAGAUGGCAGAUUUUCAGUUAUUAGUAUUAUGAUAUUCUAUUGAUGCCAAAAUGCACAUUUUUUCAUAUUUACAUCUUUGAAAUCAGGAUACAUCUUUUGAUGGAUGGCAUGCUCUCAGUGAAUUGGCAGUGUUUUUUUCUUUCUUGGUGCUCCAUAAAAUAAUGCUGUGUCUCACAAUAAAGUUGUCUUAGAAUUGAUGAAA